AUGAAAGGCAGCAAGAAGGGUCUAUGCUGUGUGCCCAGCAUGCCCUCAAUUCUCUUCUUCUUCACUGCGCCAGACCUUUCUGACAUUGCACGAAGCCUUGACUCGCUGGAAGAAAGCUAUGACGACAGCAAUACAGGACAGACAAGCACAAAUAUGGAUGACACAGACUCACGUAUUCUCGAAAAUAAGCCUCACAAGAUGGCGAGGAGAAGAAAUGCGUCCAUACCAAGAUCACCCACAACAACCGACAUGAUUGGACCCUACUUAAGGACGCAACUUGCAUUUAUUCUGAACCUGGAGCAACAUUGGUUCACACUACGUCGAUUUGGAAAGGCCAGCCCCAAUAUAGACCUAGACGAAGGGGAUGGCCAUUGGUUUAACCUGAAUUCAUUCCUUCCCGCUCCGGAAUGGGUAGGUAAAUUAUAUCUAGGUAUGGUUUUGCAACAAGCAGAAACGGAAGGCUACUCUGUAUUCGCCGUGACACAAGCCAACCCUGAUGCACCAUUAGCCCUUCCGCGAACAGAGGCAGACAUAAUUGCAUCAACACUCCCGGAACCUACUUCUGCCACUUCCAGCGUACGCCUUCGAACAUCCCAUGAUACUGUCAAACACACGAACACACUCCCGGCACAUUCUGGAGAUCUCAAUCUGGAUGAAGAGGAUCUGGAAUUGCAGGCCGCGUUGCAAGCAUCACUUAUGGGCGUGGAACAACAUGGUGAAGUCGAAGAGAACGAAGAAGAUGACGAAGGCCUGGCGUCAGCUGUGUUAUCUCCUGUAGGAUUUGGCACUCCCCAAUUUCAACACACUUUAAGGUCGGCCACAUCUGCGGUUGGUUCUGGGUCACGAACGAGCCAACCGCCUUCUUUCAGUGAAUCUCCUGAUAGUGGGCAGGCAGAUUUAGACCCUAUUGCCGCAAGCAUGGAGAGAAAUAGAUUUCUACUUCAGAGAAUGAAGCGACAGCAAGAAUUUGCACAGAGAGAAAUGUGGAGUGAGUCGGAUCUGACACCGGAAGAGCAAAUUGCAUUAGCAGAAAGGAGAGAGCGAAGGAGGAGGCAAGAAGAAGAAGAAGAAGAAGAACUACGGCGAGCCAUUGAAGAAAGCCAAGCUCUCGCCGAGGAACAACGUUUAGGGAAAGGGCGUGACCCUAUGGACGUCGAUUCUCCGAGCAAAGAUUACCUUUCUACCUCCAAUUUCGUAACAUAUGACGAUGGGGAUGCAGAACUUCAAGCAGCACUCAAAGCCUCUUUGGAGCAUCCUUUAUCGCAACAAGCUCAGACAUCUACCUCAACAGACGAUGCGGAGUCGGUACUUUCUGAUACUACUAGUGCCAUGGAAGAUGUUUCUGCUUCAGCAACUACCCCGACCUUAGAUGAAAUUCGGCAACGCCGUCUUGCUCGCUUUGGUUAG
This is a messenger RNA of Psilocybe cubensis, 1407 nucleotides long. RefSeq lists its product as uncharacterized. Gene Ontology annotation, biological process: protein deubiquitination. NCBI's taxonomy places the organism in Eukaryota, Fungi, Basidiomycota, Agaricomycetes, Agaricales, Agrocybaceae. Bases 1 to 1407 code for a protein of 468 amino acids. The record is from RefSeq and is a predicted model, not a curated record. Gene Ontology annotation, molecular function: cysteine-type deubiquitinase activity. The transcript has 5 exons. Gene Ontology annotation, cellular component: nucleus.